Messenger RNA from Tarenaya hassleriana, 1594 nucleotides. Its product is annotated as UDP-glycosyltransferase 89C1-like. The record is from RefSeq and is a predicted model, not a curated record. Gene Ontology annotation, molecular function: UDP-glycosyltransferase activity. The transcript has a single exon. Lineage: Eukaryota; Viridiplantae; Streptophyta; Magnoliopsida; Brassicales; Cleomaceae. The coding region runs from base 157 to 1434 and encodes 425 amino acids.
GUCGUACAUUUUUUCCCAACCUACCACCAACAGAGAAUCCAUAGAACCACAUUGCUCAGGAACCUUUCUAUAAAAUAUGGUUUCCUAACCCUAACAUUCUCCAUAACCAUACCUUCGAAUUCGAAGCUAGAGAGAGAGAGAGAGAGAGAGAGAACAAUGGCGAAGAACAAGAAGACACACGUAAUGGUGAUACCGUUCCCACAGCCAGGCCACAUGCUUCCGAUCGUCGACCUCGUCCACCACCUCCUCCGUCGCGACGCUGCCGUCACCGUCCUCCUCACACCCGAUAACCUCCAUUAUCUAGACCCUCUCCUCCGCCUCCACUCGCCGGAAAACCUCCGUCCCCUCUCCUUCCCCUUCCCUUCUCACCCUUCCAUUCCCUCCGGCGUCGAGAACAUGUCUCAGCUCCCUAUCCACGCCAUUGGAGACAUGAUCCAAGCUUUCUCUCUCCUCCGCCACCCUGUCUCUGAUUGGCUCAAGUCCUCCACGGACCCACCCGCCGCCAUCCUUGCCGACGUGUUCUCUGUUCCGUGGACGAACAAGAUCGCCGAGGAGUUGGGGAUCAAGUCCAUUGCCUUCCUCCCGACAACUGCUCACACGUUGUCGGCGAUCUUUGGACAAGACGACCGUGGGUUCUUAGAGGAGCUCAUACUGAACACAAGCAAGAGCUGGGGACUGGUUCUAAACUCAUUCAAGGAGUUGGAGGAAAAAUACGUCGAAGAUCUAAAGAAGAAUUUUAUGGGCAACCACCGAGUCUGGACUGUGGGUCCCAUUCUCCCACCCUCCGCCGAAGACCGCGGCGGGAAAAGCUCUGUCCCCGUCGGCGAGCUAACGGCGUGGCUCGACGCCUUACCCGAGAACUCCGUCGUCUACGUGUCAUUCGGGAGCCAGGUCAGCAUGGGCAAGGCCCAAGGCGAGGCCAUCGCGGCGGCUCUAGAGAAAAGCGGCGUCCGCUUCAUAUGGGCGGUGAAGAAAAGCGGCGGAGACGAUACGGCGGAGAUCGUCCCUCAAGGGUUCGAGGAACGGACGGCAGAGAGAGGGAGGGUGAUCAGAGGGUGGGCCCCCCAGAAGGUGAUCCUGGAGCACCGAGCUGUCGGGUCGUAUCUGACCCAUCUCGGGUGGGGCUCCGUCUUGGAAGGGUUGAUAGGCGGCACGGUGCUGUUGGCUUGGCCCAUGCACGCGGACAACCAUUUCAACACCAAGCUCCUCGCCGAUGAGCUGGGCGCCGCCGUCAAGGUCUGCGACGGCAUGGACUCGGUCCCUGACUCGGAUGAACUCGCCCGAGUGUUGGCCGACUCGGUCCGCGUGGACCUUCCAGCGCGGGAGAAGUUAGUGGAGCUCCGGCGGAUGGGGCUAGCUGCCAUUGACGAAGGUGGGAGCUCGUACAAGGUGUUGGAUGAUAUGGUCCGAGAAAUUGGAACCUCGGGCGUGUAGUGUCUGGACCCUUAAGGUUUUCUUCUUGUAACGCUUUUGUCUAUUUUGGCAAAGUGGAAUAAUAUGAUGAUACAUCGUCAUCAUCGUCAUCAUCGUUGUUGUUGUUGUUUCGGGGUUUUAGCGAUCCCUAACUAUAAAUGUCUCUCUUUUAUUAUUACUA